Messenger RNA from Bipolaris zeicola 26-R-13, 837 nucleotides. RefSeq lists its product as uncharacterized. The record is from RefSeq and is a predicted model, not a curated record. The transcript is spliced from 2 exons. The coding region runs from base 1 to 837 and encodes 278 amino acids. NCBI's taxonomy places the organism in Eukaryota, Fungi, Ascomycota, Dothideomycetes, Pleosporales, Pleosporaceae.
AUGGAAUUGGAGAUGACGCAUAAUCACAUCCCUGGAACGAACCAGAUCGGUAACGGUGAUAUUAGGGGAGAUACAGUCCAGAGUAGUACUGCCAAUCCAAGCAGUAAUGCCAACCCGAUUAGCAGUGCCAAUCCAAGUAGCAGUGCUAAUCCGAGCAGCAAUGCCAAUCCGAACAACAACUCUCAUUUCGAAAACAGAGGGCCACAAGUAGACAACAGGUUCAUAGUUGGGGAUUCAGAUAAAGAUCAUAAACGACCAUGGGUGUUUAUGGUGUUUGUCGGGGCAAGUUUAACUGUGAUUGGAGUUGUGGCUAUCACCUUACCCCUCACACUCAUGCAUAAGAGCACUGGAGCCUCCACCAACAGCGAAUCAGAUAAUCCCAAGCCUCCCACAAGUUUCCCACUGUCCCCAAGUACCUUGGACGCUCCACCCGAAAAGCCCGCCACUCCAGCCUCGUUAUACCCUCUUACGUCCGCAAUCGCCACCGCACUCUCAAGCAUCGCCAGUGUCACCUCUCCAACACCCAUACCUUCGCCCUCUCCAACGUCCCAGCCUCUCGCUCCAACGAUUCAAUCUCCCGCUCCAGCGAUCCAGUCUCCCUCCCCGACCCGAAAAGAAACCAUAACGUCCUACGCUGCCUUCCUCACACCCGGCGCCCUUUGCACCGCGGACGCACAAUGCUCGCCAAACAUCUGCUACACAGAGCCCAACACUGUGACGUACUGCUGUGGGCCAACGAUCACGGGGUGUCCCGGGUGGCCGUGUAGCGACCCGGGCCAUCGCGACUGCAAAGAUCCGUUCAAGUGUGAUUUCCAGGCGUUCACUUGUUCGUUGUGA